Molecule: messenger RNA, 1598 nt
Organism: Hordeum vulgare subsp. vulgare (domesticated barley)
Lineage: Eukaryota; Viridiplantae; Streptophyta; Magnoliopsida; Poales; Poaceae
Product: glycolipid transfer protein 3-like
Exons: 6
Coding region: 412-1302 (296 amino acids)
Biological process (GO): intermembrane lipid transfer; ceramide transport
Cellular component (GO): cytoplasm; membrane; cytosol
Molecular function (GO): ceramide 1-phosphate transfer activity; ceramide 1-phosphate binding
Source: RefSeq, a predicted model, not a curated record
AUUUAUACUAAACCAAUAACAUUUAUUUCGGGACCGAGGAAGUAUAAACUAGCGAGCCAAAGCUUAUCACGAUGCAGAACUACUACUACUGCUCUGUUUGCACGGAUGAGGGCACGGGGAAAUUUUACCGCGUUAAAUCUGAGUUUCCUACUAUAUAUAUUGCUUAAACAAAGGACGUGCUUAGCACCCAAUAGGAGAGGUUUGAGUGUACCUGCAGGGCUUCCUUGGCAUUCUAUUAGCUCUGCCAAAGUCUUAAGCUCUGCCACCGUCUGGAGCGGAUUGAGCAGCCACGGUGGUGUUUGACUUCGACCCUCUCUCAUCUCUCCUCUUCCUCUCUUUCUGAAGUCAGAAGUAGGCUUGAGACGGUGGCCGUGAGCUUGGGUCGGCACUCAUGUGCGAGGAGGGCCUUUGAUGAUGGUGGAGAGGGAGAGGGAGAGGGAUGAGGGAGAAGCAAUGGCCGUGAGCGUGCCACGGCAGGAAGAGGAAGGAGAAGGCGAAGCAGAAGCCGCAGCGGCACCUGCAGCGACAGGAGAGAAGGGAGAGGGGGAUGACGGAGUAAGAGACGACGACGACGACGGCGAGGAGCGGCGGAAGGAGGAGAGCGAGGAGGAAGAAGAUGCGGAGGAGGAGGAGAAGAAAGGUAAGGAGGAGCUGGAAGAGUGGUCCGAGCUAAGGCUGGCGAUCGCCGAGCUGUCCCCGAUCAGCCGGCGCGGCGGCAAGCUCAAGCUGUGCUCCUCGCCUCCCACGCUGCCCUUGCUCGGCCUCUCCCACCUCCUCCUCCGGCUCCUCGAUAAGAUUGGCCCGACAAUGGCUGUGCUGCGGCUCGACGUCCAACGGAACAUCGAGAGGCUGCAGGAGCUAUACUUGCAGGAUCCAUCUAAAUACUCCACCCUGACGGCGAUGGUCGAGAAAGAGGCCGACGACGGCACCGUAAGGAAGGGCGAUAGCUGUGCAAGAGCUAUUCUAUGGCUCACUAGAUCCAUGGAUUUUACUGUUGCACUGUUACAGAGACUGGAGGAGGAGGAGGGUUCUGAUGAGCAGAGCCUUGCACAGCUUGUAGAAGCUGCGUACAUGGUCUCUCUCAAGCCAUGGCAUGGCUGGAUUUCUUCCGCGGCAUGCAAGAUCGCACUGAAGCUCAUUCCUGAGAGGACCAUCUUCAUGGGCUGGCUCAUGGGGGAAAACCAGAAUUCCAGCCUCCUCAAGGUCGAGAUCGAGAAGCUCGUCCAGUUGCUUCAGCCCUUUCUCGACGACAUCCAUGCCAUGCUGGCCAAGUUCAGACUCGACAGGCUGAAGUCGACCUGAGGGCGAAGGCUAAGAUGGUCUUGGUUGGUUUCCAAGUUCCACUUCUGUGAAUACCGCCAUGGUUUGUAUGUGUACAUGUUUCUCUUUUUUGAGCUGCCCGUGGGCGUGUGCCUCACUCUGUAAAUAGGUCUUCAUGUAGGGUAGGACUAGAUUUGUAGCGCUCCUUGCGGGUAUGAGUUCUGCCUAGUCAAUGUAUUUGACUAUCUUUUUAGCUCCAGUAAAUUGCACUUUUCACGGUGCAAAUUUUACAGCUCGAACAGGACGAGGGUACAAUAAUAAGAUAUGAUAGUCUAAAA